CUCAUCGAAGCCCAUGGAAUCGUUGGUAUCAUGAUGACAACACAAACAUUGAGUAGCGAUUAACUUCCAACUCGAUUUAUUUUAGUUUGAGGGAUAAGGCCACUUUUUGCUGAUCAAAUUGCCAGUAGUUGUUACAAACGUGCUGAGAAAAAGUGGAAUAUAGAUAGCGCGGAACGAGUAGGUAUUAUAGCGCACAAAACAACCAUAAAUACAUCAAGUACAAACGAGCUAAACUAAGUGGUAUCCAUAGAGGUUGGGAGAGGAGAAAAAGUGUAGACAAAUUAUGUCAGGAGAAAGUGAGAAAAAUUUAGCGGAUGUAGAGACACCAUUACCACGUAAAACACCAUUUUCAAUAGAUUAUAUUCUUACAAAAACAUCAAUCCGUCCGUCAUAUUACGGUUCCAACGAAGGAAAUACAACGACGCAAUUGUCACUUCGUAAUGCGACGUCAAGUAUGAAAGCAAUGACUCCUUCCGCCGUAGAAAAUAGUUCACAUGCGCGCAUGGCUUCGCAUCAUUUAUUUUCUAAUGUGUACAAUUAUCCUCAUAGCAGACUCUUUUACCAGCAGAACACACAAAAUUACGAGCAAAACGUAAAAAAUGAGCCACACGACCUACGGAUGAAUGUCCUUCCUGGAUACCAACCUUACGCAAAAAAAUUUCAGAGGCCUAUUGACAGACUUUCAUUCUCAGCAGACGACAAUCACGAAAUUACUACGCGUCGUGAAAACAAUGAUGAACAAUCUAUUGACGAUUACCAUGUUAACAAUACAUCAGGCUCUGAUGAUUCGAAAGAGGAGUCCGAUGUCGAUAUAUGCGACACUGAUGAUGAAUCGAGUGGUUCUAUGUCUGACGAAGAUGAGACCAAUACAACGACCGAAGAGAGGGAGGGAGACGAACAUCAGGACAGUAGAGAGAAUGGCAGCAAAAAACAUUUAAUCUGUGCCGAGAGAAAAGAACUCAGUCUUACCAACUCUCGACCAACAAACAAACCAAGGAAGAAGCGUUCACGUGCAGCGUUCUCACACGCCCAAGUGUUUGAACUGGAGCGUCGAUUCAACCACCAGCGCUACCUAUCGGGGCCUGAACGCGCAGAUCUGGCAAACGCGUUAAAACUAACAGAAACGCAAAUCAAAAUCUGGUUUCAGAACAGAAGAUACAAAACUAAGCGGAAACAGCUACUUCAAGAACACUCAAUGCCGAUUAUGGCGAGAAAGGUUGCCGUAAAGGUACUUGUAAAAGACAACCAAAGACUUUAUAAUCCAGAGGAUGUAAUUCGCCCAGUUCUUUAUCCAAGUAUACCAAUACCGAGUCUCAACUUUUAUCCCAUUUAUCCACUCGGGCUUUGAUUGUUUCAUCUCUAAUCCAUUUGAAAUUAUGACCUAUCCAUGCUUUGUAUGCAAAAUAAUGUUCCUCUGUUAAUAAGUGAUUCCUUCUAUUUAUAAAAUUCACACCAUGUAUAAUAGUAUCUUCAACAACGAUUUGAGCAAUCAACCUGGAUAUGGACUAUUUAAGAUUAUUCUAAAAUGUUUUUCCGUCUUGAAAUCAGAUGUUUAACUAAUUAUGAUCAUCGCAUGCAUAAAAAAAUAUUACUAUACUAGUAAGUUAAAUGCGACGGGCGCGUGACAUGUAUUUUGUAUUUCACUUCAUCUAAUUUAUUAUUUAAUUGUACUAUUAUAGGAUAAUUUAUACAAAUUUAUACAACUUUAUUUAAUAAUUAAUUAUAUGUUCGUCAGACACACAUGUACAUAUACUUGACAAAUAAAUAUCUAAAUUAUACAAUCUUUAAA
Messenger RNA from Owenia fusiformis, 1789 nucleotides. NCBI's taxonomy places the organism in Eukaryota, Metazoa, Annelida, Polychaeta, Sabellida, Oweniidae. The record is from the annotation of a GenBank genome assembly.